CAGCCAUUUUCUUCUUGCUCAAUUGCUUUCCUUUGGUGCCGGUAGCUUCGCGGAGGGCUCCUUGAGAGGAAGGCCCGGUGGUUCUCAUCGAAGAGAAAGAGUAGUGGUGCAGUUUUCGGGGGUCAUGGGAGAGAGUUCCUUGUCGAAUAUUGCGUCGGGCAAACAAGGCCGACUUCAGCUUCUUCCUGGUUUUAGGUUUCACCCGACAGAUGACGAGUUGAUCACAGAGUAUCUGAUGAAGAAGAUCGCCGACACCUCAUUCACCGCAAUGGCAGUAGGCGAAGUGGAUCUGAACAAGUGCGAACCUUGGGAUCUUCCCCGGAAAGCUACUAUGGGAGAGAAGGAGUGGUACUUUUUUUGUUUGAGAGACAGGAAGUACCCAACGGGAUCGAGGACCAACAGAGCCACAGAAGCUGGCUACUGGAAGGCGACCGGAAAGGACAAGGAGGUGUACAAGUACAUGGAGCUUACCAACAAGGAGAAGGAGACGAUGAAGGUAGCUGAAUUGGUGGGGAUGAAGAAGACCCUCGUUUUCUACAAGGGGAGGGCGCCCAAGGGUGAGAAGACCAAUUGGGUCAUGCACGAGUACCGCUUUGAGGGAAAUCCUUCCUUCUGCAAUCUCCCUGUGGGAGCACCUAAGGAUGAAUGGGUAAUUUGCAGAGUGUUUCAAAAGAGCCUAGGUGGGAGGAGGAUUCCACUGCCGGGCUUGUUUGAGGGGCACUCGUGUGAGGGCGAGAUGAACCUUCCUUUGCCAGCACUAAUGGACUCUCCCUGCAUCAACCUGCGACAGACUGAACCAGGAUGUAGCAGUCAACAACCGCAUGUGUCCUGCUUCUCCAGUUUGCCGGAGGUGGAUUGCGUCAAUUCUCGGAAAGCUAAGGAGGCAGCAGCGGCAAGAGACCGCCAACCUUCUAUGUCGAAUAAUAAUUGCUUCAACCCCUCACCCAUGAGAACUCCCACCCGUGGCCCAACCAUCAUAGCAGACCCAUCUUCGUCCCUGCUUUUCCCCGGGCUUCGUAUAGAGAAACCUCUAGACAACCACACCACCACCGACGUCAACUCGGUGCUGCCUUGGGUGCCGGCGGACUCUCAAUGGUACCUAAACCCAUUUCUGAUGAACCCUUACCUUGAUCCCGUUGAUGCAGAACUGCUGAGGGCAAUUGCGCGCGUCCAGGAAAGCAACGACAACGGCAACAACAACUACUGGGACGCCCGCCAAUAGUACCGUCCCGAGGAGAGGAUGAAGUUAUUUGACGAUCAGCCAAUGAAUCCCCAAAGCAGCACAAGGUUCGGUUCUGUUGUGAUGGCUCAAAACUCUGCGUCUCCUGCAGUUCCGUUGUUGAGCUUGACAGCCUUUUGGAAUUACAAAAAUAAUAUAAGGUCUGGCAUCGGAUCAGAAAUAGAGCGGCAGCGGCAAUAUAUGAAUGGUAAUGCAAGGGUGUUGUGCUUUUUGUUGUCUGUGCUUUCUGUUAAUGCAGUAAUACGUUAUAUAUAUGCUUGCGUACAAGGGAGGAGAAAAGAAGAAAACGUAUGUAUAGAUAUAAAUGACCAAAUGAAUGUGUCUUUCUUUACUGCUGGAGGUUGAUCAUAUGCAUUUGGGUGUAUGCGGAUUUGUGAUGUAAUGGAAGUUUUGUG
Nymphaea colorata (pocket water lily) is the source of this 1635-nucleotide messenger RNA. Its product is annotated as NAC domain-containing protein 92-like. The record is from RefSeq and is a predicted model, not a curated record. The transcript is spliced from 4 exons. Gene Ontology annotation, molecular function: DNA binding. Bases 125 to 1222 code for a protein of 365 amino acids. NCBI's taxonomy places the organism in Eukaryota, Viridiplantae, Streptophyta, Magnoliopsida, Nymphaeales, Nymphaeaceae. Gene Ontology annotation, biological process: regulation of DNA-templated transcription.